AUGCAAUUUUAUGAAUCCACACCAGCCACAGGCCAUCCUCAAUUAUCUCCUACAGCCUCAAACAACUCAAACAACUCCCCAAAGAACCACGUUAUCCGUCAUAAUCUUCCUACUCCCCCACCAUCACACUCCGCCAGUCCUGCCCCAUUAGAUAGGCAGAAAUGCGUCUAUGAAUCCCUCCCAAAUCUCUAUCACGGCUCAACUGAAUCUCAACUCGCUAAGCAAAUCAAAUUACUUGAAAGCCACAAAGAUUUCGCUGAAGAAAAUCCUUUCUUCGUUGCAGAUAUUUCUUCCGUCUACAAGCAGCACAUUAGGUGGAAGAAUGAACUACCUCGAAUCGAGCCUUUCUUUGCCGUAAAGUGCAAUCCUGAUCCUUAUGUCAUUAGACUGUUAGCCGCUUUGGGCUUAGGUUUCGAUUGCGCUUCUCAAGCUGAAAUUAACACCAUCCUAAGCUUACCCACCAGUUGCCCUGCAACUGAAGAUCCUUCCAAUAACAUUAUAUUCGCAAACCCAUGCAAAGCUGCUUCAAUGGUCAAGUUCGCACGUCGAAACCAAGUCAAAAUGAUGACAUUCGAUAAUACCGAUGAACUCCACAAGAUAGCCAAAUUAUAUCCCAGUGCUCAACUAGUCAUCAGAAUUCUUACAGAUGACUCAAAGAGUGUUUGUAGAUUCGGUAUCAAGUUCGGCGCUCCACUCGAUGCAGUCCCACACUUGUUGAAGACAGCGAAGGAUUUGAGUUUGAAUGUCAUCGGUGUCAGCUUCCACGUUGGAUCGGGUUGUUAUGAUCCUCAAUCAUAUGUAGAUGCUAUUCAACGCUCAAAGAAGACAUUUGAAGUUGGUGAAUCUCUUGGUUACAAGUUCAACCUUCUUGACGUAGGUGGGGGAUUUGGUCAUGACAACUUUGAAUUACUCGCAAGAUCAUUGGGUCCAGCUGUGGACGAAUAUUUUCCAGCAGAAACUGGAGUUCGUGUGAUCGCUGAACCCGGUAGAUUCUACGUCCAUGAUGCCUUCUCAUUGGCUACGAACAUAAUUGCAAAGAGAGGAUCGGCUGAUGAUAUUGAUGAAGAUAUGGAUGAUCAGUCACCUAAAGUCAUGUACUACCAGAACGACGGUGUCUAUGGAGCCUUUAAUUGCGUCAUGUUCGAUCACGCUGAGCCUAAAGCAAGACCAUUGACAGUACAAUCACAGUUAGUGCUUGAAGAUGUUCAGCUCAACGAAAGAAAGGUUGACAGUGAGGAAAUAUCUUGCUCAAUCUGGGGACCAACGUGUGAUAGCUUAGACUGCGUAAUGAAGUCUCACAAGCUGGCGAAAGGGUUACAAGUUGGUGAUUGGUUGAGGUGGGAUGAGAUGGGAGCAUACACGAUCUGCGCUGCAUCAACAUUUAAUGGCUUUAGCAGAGCUGACGUUCACUACACGUCUGGUGCAGAUUCGAUGGAGGCUCAAGAAGUUCGGAGGAUUUUACAGCAAACAGCGCCUGAUUUACAAGGCUUAAUAAUGUAUCCAUAA
This is a messenger RNA of Wallemia ichthyophaga EXF-994, 1506 nucleotides long. Its product is annotated as Ornithine decarboxylase. The coding region runs from base 1 to 1506 and encodes 501 amino acids. Gene Ontology annotation, cellular component: cytoplasm. Gene Ontology annotation, molecular function: ornithine decarboxylase activity. The transcript has a single exon. The record is from RefSeq and is a predicted model, not a curated record. Lineage: Eukaryota; Fungi; Basidiomycota; Wallemiomycetes; Wallemiales; Wallemiaceae.